This is a messenger RNA of Macadamia integrifolia, 1050 nucleotides long. RefSeq lists its product as uncharacterized. The coding region runs from base 364 to 723 and encodes 119 amino acids. The transcript has 2 exons. NCBI's taxonomy places the organism in Eukaryota, Viridiplantae, Streptophyta, Magnoliopsida, Proteales, Proteaceae. The record is from RefSeq and is a predicted model, not a curated record.
CGACUUUCAAGUUCCAAUUUCCAAUUUCCAAUUUCCAAGUUCCAAUUUCCAAUUUCCGACCGACCCCCUCGCUCUCGUGAGUCCCAUCCUCAUUUGCCCUUUCCCCCUCUCUCUGGUCUUCAUCUUCCCCUCAAAUACAAAAACCCACUUCAGAUCAGACACCUAAUUUCUUUACCUUUUGGGUUUCCCCAUUAAAUAUGUAGGCACAACUACAUUUACAUCUACAUCUGAAGACAUACUAUGUAGAAGCUAAAGAAUCCCCAUUUCCAGAGAGCAAAACCCAAAACCUUCCUUUCCCCCUCCCUUCUCUAAAAUUUCUUCCUCUUUUCUCUUUUCCUUCUCUAAAGAAGGCCAGAGAGAGAGAUGGGGAUGCCUGGUUCUAGAGUUAUCUUCUCACACUUCGUCUUACUGUCAGUUGUUGCUGCUAUUUUCAUCAAUAUCAACCAAUCAAGGGUUGCCCAUGGGUUAGUGGAGGAUAACAGCAGCUCUACAAUGAUGCCUUUGAUCAAGCCUGGAAUGGUUGGGUCUAUGGUGAUGAAUGAGACUCGUCGGCGGUUGGGUACCUUCCAGAUAUGUGCUCUAUGUACUUGCUGUGGUGGGCCAAAAGGGCUUUGCUUGCCCUCUCCUUGCUGCUAUGCCAUCAACUGCAACAUCCCAAACAGGCCCUUUGGUUUCUGCUCCUUCACACCCAAGACCUGUAAUUGCUUUGGAUGCCAUCUUUGAUCUCUCUUCUUCAGCUUCUUCUUCUUCGAAAUCUCAAUCUUUCAUUUUGGGGUUAUUUUAGUUUAGGGGUUAUGGUUCUGGAAGGUGUGUGAAUGGAAGAAAGGGUGAAAAAGGAAUAUCUGUUCUUGUUUAUUUGUUUGUUAUUAUCUUCAUUGUUAUUAUAAUUGUUAAGGUCUUAAUGCUGUCUAAGUGUCUGUCACUCUGUCCACAGCCCCUACCAGUAAGUAGUCCAUUACUUCUCCUUGGGAGUCUGAGACACCAAAGUUUUGCUUAGUAAUGUCAUUAGACUUUAGAAUAAAAUAAAGAAAAAUGAAACAUUUGUCAAAA